AUGUGUAUUGAAGCAAGAAUGAUGAGGCCAUCUUUCAAGAAAGUUCAAAUUGUUUACUAUCUUUCAAGAAAUGGCCAUCUCGAGCACCCUCAUUAUAUGGAAGUCACUCAUCUUUUUCAUCAACAACUUCGUUUAAAAGAUGUUAUAGAUCGCCUCACGGUUCUAAGGGGUAAGGCCAUGCCUUCCCUCUACUCUUGGUCUUGCAAAAGGAUAUACAAAAGUGGGUAUGUGUGGAAUGAUUUGGCACAAAAUGAUGUUAUUUAUCCAUGUGAAGGAGCUGAAUAUGUACUAAAAGGAUCUGAAUUAAUUGAGGGCACCACUGAGAAAUUGCGCCAUCUUCAAAUUAGCAAAGUUCCACUAAUCAAUAACCAAUACGAUCGAGAUGAGGAGGAAGAAGGAUACACUAGCACCAUUACGCCGCGGUCGAGACGCUCGAGGGGCGUCUCGUCGCCACCCUCGACCACGUCAUCCUCCGUCUCUGAGAAGGCGAACAACGAAGUGAUAGGUGUCGAAAAAGGUGGCGCAAUAUCUAAGGAUGUCGAAGAUGUUGGCACCGAGCCAUUGCUGAGCAGAAACUCUAUGCUGCUCAGCCUCAUUGCCUGCGGCGGCUCUGUCUCGUUCAGGAAGCUGCCGCCGGAAGCGGCCAGAAGGAGCGGCAGCGGCGGGCUGCAUAAAGGGGUUGUAUGCAAAUCAGCAGUUAAGCAUGUCGUGGACGUGGAUGUGGACGAGGAUGUAAAGAUGAUAGGUUUGAUGUCGGAGAAUCCGAGGUUUGGGAACUUGCAAUCGGAGGAAAAGGAGUAUUUCAGCGGUAGCAUUGUGGAGACAAUCCCCAUUGAAAAAGUUGAAGGAUUGAAGAAAUCAUCAUCUCAUAAUGAAGAAAAGAGUGGCAUGAGUGGGCUAGGAGAAGCAGCUGAUGAGGAACAAGUGCAAAAGAAGGGGAAAUGCAUUCCAAUGAAGAGGUCAUGCUAUAGACAGCCCAAGAAAUGAACCAUUUAUUGCCAAAAAAUUACUGGCUUGUAAUUUCGUUGUUUGCAACUUAGUUAUCAACAGUUAAAUUUCAGUA
Molecule: messenger RNA, 1063 nt
Organism: Salvia hispanica
Lineage: Eukaryota; Viridiplantae; Streptophyta; Magnoliopsida; Lamiales; Lamiaceae
Source: RefSeq, a predicted model, not a curated record